Messenger RNA from Triticum aestivum (bread wheat), 1497 nucleotides. RefSeq lists its product as uncharacterized. Bases 1 to 1497 code for a protein of 498 amino acids. The transcript is spliced from 4 exons. NCBI's taxonomy places the organism in Eukaryota, Viridiplantae, Streptophyta, Magnoliopsida, Poales, Poaceae. The record is from RefSeq and is a predicted model, not a curated record.
AUGGCCGACAACACAAUGUUCGUUCCUGUACACAAGAAGAACACGGACUCGCCGCAGGUUAGAGACGACGAGAAAGAACUCGUCGAUUCCAUCCUCCAAGACACGGAGGACCUGGGCCACCGGCUGCUAUCCAUGUCACAAUAUCUUUGGAUUUCCCAUGCCCGCAUCUCCUUGUACACGACCGAUGAGCUGGUUACCACAACAUCCAGAUUAAAGAAAAUCUCCAAGGAUUUCUACAAGGCUACCGAGGAGGCGGCAGAGGAGAAGAGGAAGGAAGAUAAGGAGAGGGAUAGGAUGAGGAACAAGGAUGCAGAGAGGGAUCAGAUGAUGCUGACCCACGAAUUCUUGCGUCUCUCCUCCAGUGUCCUGGCUAGACCCAACCUUUACAAGAAUGAGUUGGCGAUGAUGUUUACGGUGGAGGAUGAGGAAGAGUAUGAGAGGGUGGAGCACGCUGCUGACGAGCAGGAAACGAAAUCACAAACGGACCAACUCAAAGAGUGGAUGGAUGAUGAGCUGGAAUGUUUCGCAGGCCACCGUAGCACCUGGGAACGCUCUAGUGGCAGCAAGUCCGGACGGUGCGGCGGCUUCGAAGAUAAAACCACAUUGAGUCCUAUGCAGUUUACGCACUGCAUACCCGGUAUCAUCCCGCCCCGUGCCGCUGUCACUGGGAGCACAUUGCAGAUCUACUCCUUCAAAAUUGUUGAACUUAGUGAUGACCUCAAAUGGCCACUCAGGGUGUAUGGUGUGGUCGCUGCCCGAGACACCGUGGACCGCAACCGCAACCUUCUCUUCGCUCGGUCAAGGAUUAGGUGCCAAGUACUCACUCAAGAUGACUCUUAUCUGCGCUUGACUGGCCCUUCUCGUGCAAUUCUAGCUGUGGACUAUGUUGACUUUGAAGUCGAACUAAAAGUACAUGAUGGAGAUGAUGAGCUCAAAGAUACACAGUUGAUGUGUGCCGUCAACCGUUAUGAUGGCAAACGUUAUGAUGAAGCAGAUGACAACGGUGAGCACCGACCUUUACCGUUCGAUAGUCCCUUCUGUAGAGCAGAGUUGAGGUUUGAGAGGCUUCUUACAACGGUUCAAGCCACUAUUUUAUCCAUUCGUUUUAUUGGAGAGGAGUUUCCUUUCAAAUUCGGUGGCCAGGUUGCCUGUGUUAUUGAUGGCACACGUGAGAAGGUUGUUUUGUUUCAUUCCAUUGAAGAACGUGAAGUAGAUCUAGAUGGUUAUGUUCCUUUGUCAAGGAAUGUCGUUUCGGUAGAUAUUAGAGGAGGGUUGGAUGUUGUGGUAGAAGCCUACGGGCGUUCUGGCUCUACAUCUGGUCAUUUCUACUUCCCUUCCAAGUAUUGCAACACAAGUCAGGGUAGAUUUUCCGUCUGUGGUUCUGAGGUGGAGAUUACCGUUGCUUGGUCCCGGCUUGUGGGGGACAAGAUGGCGAUGUUGAUUGAGGGAUACACUACUCAGGUGCUAUCUGCGAUCAGGGGCCAAGGCGGUUGCUGA